AUGGCCCCACUGUUCCUGCCCCUCCUGGCAACCCUGGUUCUGGCCUGGAUCCCUGCGGCCUUGGCUGAUGCUCUAGAAGGAGACAGCUCAGAGGACAGGGCCUUCCGCGUGCGCAUCGCGGGCGACGCGCCGCUGCAGGGCGUGCUGGGCGGCGCCCUCACCAUCCCAUGCCACGUUCACUACCUGCGGCCGUCGCCGAGCCGCCGGGCCGCGCAGGGCUCCCCGCGGGUUAAGUGGACCUUCCUGUCCGGCGGCCGGGAGGCCGAGGUGCUAGUGGCGCGGGGCCUACGCGUCAAGGUGAGCGAGGCCUACCGGUUCCGCGUGGCACUGCCUGCCUACCCGGCGUCACUCACCGACGUCUCCCUGGUGCUGAGCGAGCUGAGGCCCAACGACUCAGGCAUUUACCGCUGCGAGGUCCAGCACGGCAUCGACGACAGCAGCGACGCUGUGGAGGUCAAGGUCAAAGGGGUCGUCUUUCUCUACCGGGAGGGCUCUGCCCGCUACGCUUUCUCCUUCGCUGGGGCCCAGGAGGCCUGUGCCCGCAUCGGAGCCCGAAUCGCCACUCCGGAGCAGCUCUAUGCCGCCUACCUCGGGGGCUAUGAACAGUGUGACGCUGGCUGGCUGUCCGACCAGACCGUGAGGUAUCCCAUCCAGACACCACGAGAGGCCUGUUAUGGAGACAUGGAUGGCUUCCCUGGGGUCCGGAACUACGGAGUGGUCGACCCAGAUGACCUCUAUGAUGUUUACUGUUAUGCUGAAGAACUAAAUGGAGAGCUGUUCCUGGGUGCCCCUCCAGACAAGCUGACCCUGGAGGAGGCGCGGACAUACUGCCAGGAGCGGGGUGCUAAGAUUGCAACCACCGGCCAGCUAUAUGCAGCCUGGGAUGGUGGCCUGGACCGCUGCAGCCCUGGCUGGCUGGCUGAUGGCAGUGUGCGCUACCCCAUCGUCACCCCCAGCCAGCGCUGUGGUGGGGGCCUCCCUGGUGUCAAGACUCUCUUCCUCUUCCCCAACCAGACCGGCUUCCCCAACAAGCACAGCCGCUUCAACGUCUACUGCUUCCGAGACCCUGCCCAGCCUUCUGCCAUCCCUGAGGCCACCAACCCAGCCUCUGACCUGGCCUCUGAUGCACUGGAAGCCAUUGUCACAGUGACUGAGACCCUGGAGGAACUGAAGCUGCCCCAGGAAGCUGUGGAAAGCGAGUCCCGAGGAGCCAUCUACUCCAUGCCCGUCAUAGAGGAUGGAGGUGGUGGAAGCUUCACUCCAGAAGACCCAGCCGAGGCCCCUAGAACCCUCCUGGAAUUCGAAACCCAAUCCAUUGUGCCUCCGCUGGGGUCCUCAGAAGAGGAAGGCAAGGUGUUGGAGCAAGAAGAGAAAUACAGGGGUGAAGAAGAGAAAGAAGAGGAAGAGGAAGAGGACGAGGUGGAGGAUGAGGCCCUGUGGGCCUGGCCCAGUGAGCUCAGCAGCCUGGACCCAGAAGCCCCUCUCCCCACUGAGCCGGCUCCAGAGGAGUCACUCACCCAGGCAUCCCCUCCAGUGCGGGCUGGCCUGCAGCCUGGUGCAUCACCACCCCCGUAUGAUGAGCCAGAGGCUCCCAGGCCUCCAAGGGUCCUUGGACCACCCACCAAGACCCUGCCCACUCCUAGGGAGGGGAACCUGGCAUCCCCCCCACCUUCCACUCCGGUCGGGGCAAGAGAGAUAGAGGAGGAGACAGGGGGUCCUGAGCUCUCUGGGGCCCCUCGAGGAGAGAGUGAGGAGACAGGAAGCUCCGAGGAUGCCCCUUCCCUGCUUCCAGCCACACAGGCCCCUGGGGAUACCAGGGACCUGGAGACCCCCUCUGAAGAGAAUUCCAGAAGAACUGUCCCAGCAGGGACUUCAGUGCAUGCCCAGCCGGUGCUGCCCACUGACAGUGCCAGCCGUGGUGGAGUGGCCGUGGCCCCCUCAUCAGGUGACUGUGUCCCCAGCCCCUGCCACAAUGGCGGGACAUGCUUGGAGGAGGAGGAGGGGGUCCGCUGCCUGUGUUUGCCUGGCUAUGGGGGGGACCUGUGCGAUGUUGGCCUCCACUUCUGCAGCCCCGGUUGGGACGCCUUCCAGGGCGCCUGCUACAAGCACUUUUCUACCCGAAGGAGCUGGGAGGAGGCAGAGAACAAGUGCCGGAUGUACGGCGCGCACCUCGCCAGCAUCAGCACGCCGGAGGAACAGGACUUCAUCAACAAUCGAUACCGGGAGUACCAGUGGAUCGGGCUCAAUGACAGGACCAUCGAAGGGGAUUUCCUGUGGUCAGAUGGCGUGCCCCUGCUCUAUGAGAACUGGAACCCUGGGCAGCCAGACAGCUACUUCCUGUCCGGAGAGAACUGCGUGGUUAUGGUGUGGCACGAUCAGGGACAAUGGAGUGAUGUUCCGUGCAACUACCACCUGUCCUACACCUGCAAGAUGGGGCUGGUGUCCUGCGGGCCCCCACCAGAGCUGCCCCUGGCUGAAGUAUUUGGCCGCCCACGGCUGCGCUAUGAAGUCGACACCGUGCUUCGAUACCGCUGCCGGGAGGGGCUGACCCAGCGCAACCUACCACUGAUCCGCUGCCAGGAGGAUGGUCGCUGGGCACCCCCCCAGAUCUCCUGUGUGCCCCGCAGGCCUGCUCGAGCUCUGCGCCCAAUAGAGACCCCAGGAGGACGUCAGAGGAGGCUCGUGGGGCACUGGAAGGCACGGCUGAACCCCUCUCCCAAUCCUGCUCCAGGUCCCUAA
Molecule: messenger RNA, 2739 nt
Organism: Dama dama (fallow deer)
Lineage: Eukaryota; Metazoa; Chordata; Mammalia; Artiodactyla; Cervidae
Gene: BCAN
Product: brevican
Exons: 13
Coding region: 1-2739 (912 amino acids)
Biological process (GO): cell adhesion
Molecular function (GO): hyaluronic acid binding
Source: RefSeq, a predicted model, not a curated record